Messenger RNA from Sinocyclocheilus grahami, 824 nucleotides. RefSeq names its product threonine synthase-like 2. Gene Ontology annotation, biological process: 2-oxobutyrate biosynthetic process; dephosphorylation. The record is from RefSeq and is a predicted model, not a curated record. Lineage: Eukaryota; Metazoa; Chordata; Actinopteri; Cypriniformes; Cyprinidae. Gene Ontology annotation, molecular function: pyridoxal phosphate binding. The transcript has 5 exons. Bases 3 to 824 code for a protein of 273 amino acids.
GGAUGCAUUACUGCAGCACGCGUGCAGGCGUUCAGGGCCGCAGCUUCAGAGACGUACUGUUCUCUGGAUACGCUGCAGAUGGAGGCAUGUUCAUGCCCGAGACCAUCCCAUCACUGUCUCCUGAAACACUGCUCACGUGGAGCCGUCUGUCCUACCAGCAGCUGCUGUGUGAGAUCUGCUCCCUCUACAUCCCUGAGCAGGAGAUACCGCGACGUGAUCUAGAGGGGCUCAUUUCGCAGGCGCUGUCUAGCUUCUCCAUACCUGAAGCUGUGAGACUGGUUCAGCUGAAGGACUCGCUGUCCAUCCUGGAACUGUUUCAUGGAGAAACGCUGGCGUUUAAGGAUCUGGCCAUGUCCUGUACCUCUCAGUUCCUGCAGUACUUCCUGCGCAAAGAUGGCAAACGGGCCACAAUUCUAGUAGGUACGUCGGGCGACACGGGCGGCUCGGCCAUCAGAAGUGUGUUGGGUCUCAGUGAGGUGGACAUUGUGGUGGUCUUUCCCCGCAGACGCAUCACCAGAGUACAGGAACGACAGAUGACCACCAGCAUAGCGGACAACGUCCAUGUGUUUGCAGCUCUGCUGGUGAAGUUGGAGCAUGUAGGCAUAUGCUGCAUAGCGACCGCAUCACCUGCCAAGUUUCAGGAGGUCGUGCAGAAGGCUGGUUUGACCCUUGACCUCCCUGAAGCAGUGCAGGCGUUAGACACGCUGGAAACGCGCUAUGAAGUUCUGGAGCGAUCAGACGACUGGGAGUCCAAGCUGAGACGACACAUAGAGUCCAUCAGCUCAAUGAGACGACUCGGAGCAGCAGCAGAGACCAGAGAUUGA